AUGCAUGAAUGCUUGCCGGCUUCUUUGCUCAAGUGCUUUGCUGACGCGUUCUUCCGUCUGGUUGCCUUCACAGCCCCACCCACGGUGCGGAUCAUCCACUCGGGCCUGGCGUGCAACAUCGAGGAGGAGCGGUACUCCGAGCGUGUGUACACCAUCCGCGAAGGGGAGACGCUGGAGCUGACGUGUUUGGUGACAGGCCACCCGCGGCCCCAGAUCAGGUGGACCAAGACAGCAGGAAGUGCCUCUGACCGGUUUCAAGACUCCAGUGUCUUCAACGAGACGUUGAGGAUUGCGAAUAUCCAGCGGCAUCAAGGGGGACGCUACUACUGCAAGGCCGAGAACGGCCUGGGCUCGCCGGCCAUCAAGUCAAUAAGAGUGGACGUCUACUACCUGGACGAUCCGGUGGUGACCGUCCACCAGAGCAUCGGCGAAUCAAAAGAACAGUUUUACUAUGAGAGGACGGUGUUCCUCAGGUGUGUGGCCAAUUCUAACCCGCCUGUUCGGUACAGCUGGAGGCGAGGGCAGGAGGUGCUGCUGCAAGGAUCGGACAAAGGGGUGGAGAUUUACGAGCCCUUCUUUACCCAGGGUGAAACCAAGAUCCUGAAGCUGAAGAACCUCCGGCCUCAGGACUACGCCAACUACAGCUGCAUCGCUUCCGUCAGGAACGUCUGCAACAUCUCGGACAAAAUGGUGUCCUUCCGGCUCUCCAACAAAACAGCCUCUCCCUCGAUCAAGCUCCUGGUGGACGACCCCAUCGUGGUGAACCCAGGGGAGGCCAUCACCUUGGCGUGCGUCACCACAGGGGGCGAACCGCUCCCGACUCUCACCUGGGUGCGGUCUGUCGGAGCCUUGCCCGAGAAGACCGUCCUCAAGGGCGGAACCUUGACCAUCCCCACCAUCAGCUCCGACGAUGCCGGCACCUACAGCUGCAUCGCCAACAAUAAUGUCGGGAAUCCUGCAAAAAAGUCCAUCAACAUCAUUGUGCGAG
Molecule: messenger RNA, 988 nt
Organism: Pogona vitticeps (central bearded dragon)
Lineage: Eukaryota; Metazoa; Chordata; Lepidosauria; Squamata; Agamidae
Source: RefSeq, a predicted model, not a curated record